GACUGUGUGUGUGUGUGUGUGUGUGUGUGUGAAGUUUGAAGGUAUUAAUUGCCCCGACUCAAUACAGUAGUUUCUAAAUUAGCCUCUAUUGAACCGCCUUAAGUCAACACGAGAGUAAACUUGACUCGUGUUGCUAACAAUGAAGUUUAUAUGACCGACGCUCACAAAGUCCUGUCUCUCCAGAUGACUGCCACUCACUGUAGGCUUAUCGAGAAGGGCCUGUGUUCCCUCCCCACCUCCGCCCCUCCCUUUGUUGUCUGCUGAGAGGAAGGGCUUGUAGAGGAGGACAGUAGAUGUAUUCUUUUGGGUCAUGGAGGUGAAAGAUUACAGACAAAACAGACAGACGAGAGUUUGAAGGGAAAUCUGUCACUCCGAAACAAAGGCGACCGUCAGCUUGGCAGUGCUCCGCCCCUCACCGGCAGGGAUGCGACAGCUGCCCAAGGACACGACCCUGGUGGACGGCGAGGGCUUCCCACAAGGCAUGGCGGUGAAGAGUGUCGACGACCGGGACAAGGAAAGCGGAGAGCUGAUUACCACCAAAAUACAAUACAUAAGAAAACGUCCCGAUCUCCGCCUUUCACCCAGGAUCGACUCCCUGCUGUCCGCUGACCUGGUGCACCCUAGAUUAAGCGAGGGAAGAAAGUUCACCGGCUUCAGAAUACAGCAGUUCAUCCGCGGGAGGGCUUGGGAGGGCCCAUGGCGUGGAGUCAGCAUCAGAAAUCUCGGACCGCAGCUCCAGACGUGUGUUCACAUGAAGGGAGGAAGUCCAGUCCAUUAUACUCGAAGACCCUUAGACCCCCUUCAGCCGUCCCUGGAUGUGGUGAGGAGAGGAGACUACUCGGUGAGGCGAGCCUUUCGUGUGCCCAGAGAAAGCCUCCCUAAAGCCUCCAUAGAGCAGCCCCUCAGGAGCAGAAACACCAUUUGCAUCAACAUCUGGGAGGAGUUCCUGUUUGGAAAAUCCUUGAUUACCUCUCUCUCCGACCAGACCAGGCCAGGCAAUGGCGAGGGUGAGAAGGAAGGACAGCAGGAGGCAGAGGAAGAGGAGCUGGAGGAAGGAGUAAUUAACUAUGUUCGCAGAUCCCUCGGUCACCUUUUACCAAAAUUCGUCGUCGACUUACUGGUGUACACCGCCUACUUCCUGAUAUUCUUUGCUUCGUGUGUGGGUUACAACAUGUUCUGUGAGCUGGGCUGCUACAUCCUGCUUGCCCAGCACCUCAAGAUUCACGAGAAGGCCUACGAGAAGAAACUGGACGUGGAAUUUACCGGCAGCAUCUUUCAGGGCCCAUUGUAUGCCCUGACGAGGAACUGGUGUGAGCACUGCAACGAGCGGGACCGCGGCCUGGUGAUGAGGAGGCUGAUGAGCAAGAUGAAGGCGGACAUUGUGCCGGCUGCCAGCACGGCCAGCACGCCUCAGCAGAACACCACUAGAGACCCUCCCUGACCGCCGCGAUAGGAGUGGUAGGACUGAAUGCAGUGAGUCAAAAGAGUGCCAACUGGCGCAAAGUGAGGAUUAGUAAUGACACAGUAAUGUGCAAGAGGAUAAUUAGAAGUGAAAAUACUAUAAAACUGGACAAAUAGUUGUCUGCAAAGCAGUAUGUUGCACAGUUGUGUGCAAAGCUACGUGGCUGAGAGGACUCCAUCGGGAGUGAGAGGAACACGUCAUUCGUACUUCUUCGAAAUGAUUUAUGAUGAUGAUGGAGAUUAUUAUUAUUAUUAUUAUUAUUAAAAGUAGCAGUAGCAGUAGUAGUAGUAGUAGUAGUAGUAGUAGUAGUAGUAGUAGUAGUAGUAGUAGCAUUAUUAUUAUUAUUAUUAUUAUUAGUAGUAGUAGUAGUAGUAGUAGAAGUAGUAAUGGUAGUAGUAGUAGUAGUAGUAUUGGUGGUGGUAGUAGCAGUAGUAGUAGUAGUAGUAGUAGUACCUAUUGGUUGUAGUACUAGUAGUAGUAGUAGUAGUAGUAUUGGUUGUAGUAGUAGUAGUCGUAGUAGUAGUAGUCGUAGUAGUACCUAUUAGUUGUAGUAGUAGUAGUAGUAGUAGUAGUAAUAAUAAUAAUAAUAGUGUUUUUAUCAUUAUUAUUAUCACCAUUAUUAUAUUUCUGCUUGCGUCCGGCACGCAAAUACUAUCGGAGCUUGUAUGUACUGUUGAUUGUUAAUAAAGAAUAUAGAUGUCGCCCCUGGAGGGUGCCUAA
Messenger RNA from Scylla paramamosain (green mud crab), 2182 nucleotides. RefSeq lists its product as uncharacterized. The coding region runs from base 425 to 1441 and encodes 338 amino acids. The record is from RefSeq and is a predicted model, not a curated record. Lineage: Eukaryota; Metazoa; Arthropoda; Malacostraca; Decapoda; Portunidae. The transcript is spliced from 2 exons.